This is a messenger RNA of Silurus meridionalis, 3582 nucleotides long. Its product is annotated as centrosomal protein of 120 kDa. The transcript is spliced from 20 exons. The coding region runs from base 132 to 3056 and encodes 974 amino acids. Gene Ontology annotation, biological process: interkinetic nuclear migration; centrosome cycle; positive regulation of centriole elongation. Lineage: Eukaryota; Metazoa; Chordata; Actinopteri; Siluriformes; Siluridae. Gene Ontology annotation, cellular component: centriole; centrosome. The record is from RefSeq and is a predicted model, not a curated record.
UCAGAGCCACAGGUUUCGUUGACGUUCGGAUUUAAACAAGGAGCGGGGUGUAAACACUGGUGCCGAACGGGCAAUAUGAGCAUCUUUAGAAAAUUACGAAUGCGUACAAUAUAAAAUUGGUCACGAAUGUCAUGGCCUCGAAAUCAGACCAACUUCUUAUCGUCGUUUCCAUUCUUGAAGGUCGUCAUUUUCCCAAGAGACAGCAACAAACUUUGGUCGUACAAGCAAAGUUUGAUGGGGAGCAGCUAGAGACAGACCCUGUGGAUCAUAAAGAACAGCCACAGUUUUCUACAGAGCUGGCAUGGGAGCUCGAUCGCAAAACGCUUCACCAGCAUAGACUCCAGCGGACACCCAUCAAGUUACAGUGCUACGCAAUUGAUUUGAAUACCUCGGCGAGAGAAUGUGUCGGGUACAUCGUCUUGGAUCUCAGAUCAGUCCAGGAAGUUAAGCAGCCUCCGAAAUGGUAUUCCUUGCUAAGUAGUAAGUACACUAAACUGAAGCCAUCAUUGCUGUUGAGCCUGGUCCUGGAAAAUGACACCAAACAGGCACCUGAACAAUUGAAAGCAAAGAAAGUGCCACCGAGACCAGGGUCUCCAAGCAUGACAAAGCUCGAGUCAAUAAAACUAGAGGUGAUCCUGAACGAAGAUGAAGGAUAUCAUCAAAUUGGGCCAGCAGACCUUUGCAAAGACCUGUUCGUUCUGUCUGUAACAGUAGCCUUUGCAUCCAGACUGGAACAGCUAAUCUCCAGUUCGACAAAGCUGGCAAAAGAAGGCUCUGAGUUUUUUUUCUUCUACACUUUGCUGGGCAAUGAUGUCACCAGCGAACCCUUUCAAAACCUCAUGAAUCCAAACUUUGAGCCAGAACGAGCCUCAGUUCGUAUCCGCAGCAGCGACAAAGUCUUACGAGUUUUUUUCAACCAGCAGCAUAACCUUCAGAUCCAUCUCUGCUGUGGAAACCAGUCUUUAGGAAGCACUGAGGUCUCCCUUGCUGCACUCAUGAAGAAUAGUUUGGAUCUGGUCAAACAAGUGGCCACUGUAGAGGGAGCCUUUGUCUUGAAACCACCAAAUCGCAUUCAACAGAAUCGUCAGGCUGUUCCAGAGGAUUUACUGCCAACAGUUGGAGUGGCAGUGACCUUGAGAAGAGAAGUCGAUGCUGAGCUGUUAGAGCGGCCCAUGAAGACUCCAGUGAAAAAAAGUCCGGCCGUGCAUUUCCUUCCCGAGUCAACCCCAUCUGAGCCAAGACAACGUAGCCCAUCUCCUGUCCUGUCCCAAAGGUCUCAGUCACCCUCCCCUGAACAUCAGAAUUCAGAGACUGAAGCUGAGAGUCUGCCUGAUGAUGCAAGGGAAGCCCAGCCAGAACAAUCUGAUUUGCCUGUGCCUCCAUUGGCUGCAUCUGAAAAUGUGCUACCAGAAAGUGAACCAGAAAUUCUAUCCUCUUCCAUUGCUGUGUCUGCUCCGAAGAUCGCCAUUCCAGCCUCAGCACAUCAUUACUGCUUCUCCAUAGAUUUGCGUAGCGUCAGAGAUCUUAAUGUGAGCUUCCCUGUGAACUGCAUACUGAGGUAUGCCUACCAGUUCUUUGGGAGUGCAGCCCCGAUAAUGACUAACCCUGCAGUGGAAAUUAAGAAGAACACCGAGGUAUUCCUGCCUCAGUCCUACUGUGCCUUUGAUUUUGCUGCACCGCCCAAUCAAUUACAGGAUACAUUCUUGAGGGUUCCCCUGCUGGUAGAAAUGUGGCAUCGAGACCCUGCUGCUAAAGAUGUCCUACUUGGCAUGGCCAGCGUUCAGCUUUCCCACCUCCUCACUUCUGAGAAAACCCGCUUCCUUGGCCAUUCUGGACAGCAGCACUGGAGACAGACCUACUCUGAGAGGAUAGCUGUUAACAGAACAACGGGAUCAAAUGAGAAGGUGGCUGAGCUUAGCUAUGUGGCAGUUCUGGAGGAUAUGGGUUUAGUAAAAGCCCAGGCUGUCCUCAUAUCUGAAUCCUCCCAGAGUGCUAAUCAGGUGUGCCAUAAGCCAGCAGCUCCUUCUAAGCCUUACGGUGGGAAUGAGGUAGGGACGAAACCUCGGGAGACCCUGGAGUAUAGAGCAGCAAUGGAGCUUGAGAUGUGGAAGGAAAUGCAAGAAGAUCUAUUUGAAAAUCAGCUGAAGCAGAAAGAACUGAGCCAUAUGCAGGCCCUGGCAGAGGAGUGGAGGAAAAGAGAUCGGGAACGAGAAGCACUCGUUAAAAAGAAGGAGAUGGAGUAUAAUCUUUUGGAAGAACAGCUUCAGAAGGCUCUAGCUGAUCUAGAAAAAAGAGAAAAAACUCUAGCUCAUGCAGAGAUGGAGACACAGAGGCUGCAGCGGGAAAUGCGCGUGGAACAUGAGUUCCUCAAGCGGGAGCUCCAGGACAGCACCAGGCGUUUACGCGAAGACUGUGCUCACCAGGUGGAGCUGGAGAGAUCAAAGGUCAGGCAGCUUGAGGAGGACCUUGCAAGGCGUCAACAGCAGGUAACGGAUGCUGAAAAGAAGUACAAACUCCUGGAAAAUGAAUUUCAGCAUUAUCGUGACCAGCAGAACGUUCGGCCCGAAAUCCAUUUGCAGUCUGAGAUUAACUUGCUCCGAUUAGAGAAGUCUGAACUGGAACGAAAAUUUGAAUCAACAACAAAAUCUAAACUUCACUACAAGCAGCAGUGGGGCCGUGCUCUAAAAGAACUGGCAAGAUUUAAGCAGAGAGAACAGGAGAAUGCUAUGACACGGCUGAAGAAGCAGCAGCAAGAACUGGAGCACAUGAGGCUACAGUAUCUGGCAGCCGAAGAGAAGGAAGCUGUCAAGAAUGAGAAACAUGAGCUCCAGGACAUCCGCAAUGAGCUGAACAGGCUGAAGCAGCAGGACGAGAAGAGAACAUGGAAGGAGCCAACAAGCAUGUCUUUAAAUGAAAGUGCUGAUGAGCAUCUGAGCCGCUUAUUGGAAGAGAGAGACACACUGCUUCGUACAGGUGUGUACACACACGAGGACCGUAUCAUUGCUGAACUCAACAGACAGAUCCAAGAGGCUAUGGCUAACAGAGUUUCAAACUAAAUUAUUAUUUGGUGUUUCCCAAUAAAGUACAAUACUAUGCUUAAUAUGCACACUCAAUGAUGGAACGGCUGAGUGUAGAAUACAUUGGCACAUUAGAAUUCAUAAUGCAUUCUAGGCUUUUCUUAUUUUUAUAGUUUUUUUUUUUUUAUGUCCGUUGUAAUGAAUUGAAAAUUAUUAACGGUUCACCAUGCACAGUAGUGUGUGUGUGUGUGUGUGUGUGUGUGUGUGUGUGUGUGUGUGUGUGUGUGUGUGUGUGUGUGUGUGUGUGUGUGUGUGUGUGUGUGACAGAGAUGUGCCAAACAGGGAUUUGUACCAUGUAUUUUCUUAACUGAUUCCUGUAGUUUUUGGUGAAAGAAGGAUUUCACCAGGUGGCACUAUCUCUCAAGAAAUGGUAGCAAAAAUAUUACAUACCCUUUUUUAAUAUUCCUGAAUUUCUUCUUCUGUGUCUAUUUAUUAUAUGACUCUUAUUAAUAUGUACUGUUACUUUUAUAUUUGCAUCAGUCCUAAUAAAUUAUUUCUAAUGUGC